UCUUGUAGAUGGUUUCAUCCAAAUAUUACUGGGGUGGAGGCAGAAAACCUACUGCUAACAAGAGGCGUGGAUGGCAGUUUUUUGGCACGGCCCAGCAAAAGUAACCCAGGAGACUUUACGCUCUCUGUUAGACGAACUGGAGCUGUCACCCACAUCAAGAUCCAGAACACAGGAGACUACUAUGACCUCUAUGGAGGAGAGAAGUUUGCUACAUUGGCUGAGUUAGUCCAGUAUUAUAUGGAACAUCAUGGACAACUCAAGGAAAAGAAUGGAGAUGUUAUAGAGUUGAAAUAUCCCCUGAACUGUGCUGAUCCUACGUCUGAAAGGUGGUUUCAUGGGCAUCUCUCUGGAAGAGAAGCUGAAAAACUAUUAACAGAAAAAGGAAAACAUGGAAGCUUUCUUGUGCGUGAGAGUCAAAGCCACCCUGGGGACUUUGUUCUUUCUGUCCGGACAGGAGAUGAUAAAGGAGAGAGUAAUGAUGGGAAAUCUAAAGUGACACAUGUGAUGAUUCACUGUCAGGAUCUAAAAUACGAUGUUGGUGGAGGGGAGAAAUUUGACUCUCUGACAGAUCUAGUGGAACAUUAUAAGAAGAACCCUAUGGUAGAAACUUUGGGCACAGUAUUGCAACUCAAGCAGCCUCUGAAUACUACCCGUAUUAAUGCUGCAGAGAUUGAAAGCAGAGUGCGAGAGCUAAGCAAGCUAGCAGAGACUACCGAUAAAGUCAAGCAGGGCUUCUGGGAGGAAUUUGAGACUUUACAGCAGCAAGAAUGCAAACUUCUCUAUAGUCGUAAAGAAGGUCAGCGUCAAGAAAACAAAAACAAAAAUAGAUACAAAAACAUUUUACCCUUUGAUCAUACCAGAGUUGUUCUACAUGAUGGUGAUCCAAAUGAACCUGUUUCAGACUAUAUCAAUGCUAAUAUUAUUAUGCCUGAGUUUGAAACCAAGUGCAACAACUCAAAGCCAAAAAAAAGCUACAUUGCUACUCAAGGUUGCCUACAGAACACAGUGAAUGAUUUUUGGAGGAUGGUAUUCCAGGAGAAUUCUCGAGUUAUUGUUAUGACAACAAAAGAAGUUGAAAGAGGAAAGAGUAAGUGUGUCAAGUACUGGCCUGAUGAAUAUUCCCUGAAGGAGUAUGGUGUCAUGCGUGUUAGGAAUGUUAAGGAGAGUGCAGCACACGAUUACACAUUAAGAGAACUUAAGCUUUCUAAAGUUGGGCAAGGGAACACAGAGAGAACAGUCUGGCAAUAUCACUUCAGAACUUGGCCUGAUCACGGAGUCCCAAGUGACCCUGGUGGUGUACUAGACUUUCUGGAGGAGGUGCACCAUAAGCAGGAGAGCAUUUCUGAUGCAGGGCCAGUUGUGGUCCACUGCAGUGCUGGGAUUGGGCGAACAGGAACUUUCAUUGUGAUUGAUAUUCUUAUUGAUAUAAUCAGAGAAAAAGGUGUGGACUGUGAUAUUGAUGUUCCAAAGACCAUUCAGAUGGUGAGAUCACAACGGUCAGGAAUGGUUCAGACAGAAGCACAGUACAGAUUUAUUUACAUGGCAGUACAGCACUACAUUGAAACGCUACAGCGCAGAAUUGAAGAGGAGCAGAAGAGUAAGAGAAAAGGUCACGAAUACACAAACAUUAAAUAUUCUUUAUCGGACCAGACAAGUGGGGAUCAGAGCCCUCUUCCACCCUGUACACCAACCCCAACAUGUCCAGAAAUGAGAGAAGAUAGUGCUAGAGUAUAUGAAAAUGUGGGGCUGAUGCAACAGCAGAAAAGCUUCAGAUGAGAAGAUGUACAGAGACUUCCAUGCAAAGGCACAAACGAAUAUGGUUUUUAAAAAGGUCAAGAAAGAGGUGGAAGAAGCUUCACAUGAACGGUGAACUCUGAGGGCUUGGUACCUUUUUAUUUACGGUUUUAAUCCUUCAACAGUAGGCAAAUCUUAAGACCAUCUAAAGAUUGUUUAUAUCUCUUCUCUCCAAUACCUGAUUUACAAUUGCUCAUUUUCCAAAUAAAAGGAAAUCCUUUCUACAAUGUAGACAACUACUUUGUAGAGUCAGUUUUGAAUCCUGCAAACUGUUGGACUGUCAUCCAUUUGUUUUUUAAAUAGUAUUUUUG
Phaethon lepturus (White-tailed tropicbird) is the source of this 2105-nucleotide messenger RNA. RefSeq names its product protein tyrosine phosphatase, non-receptor type 11 (gene PTPN11). The transcript has 15 exons. The record is from RefSeq and is a predicted model, not a curated record. Gene Ontology annotation, biological process: protein dephosphorylation. NCBI's taxonomy places the organism in Eukaryota, Metazoa, Chordata, Aves, Phaethontiformes, Phaethontidae. The annotation marks the transcript as partial. Gene Ontology annotation, molecular function: protein tyrosine phosphatase activity.